Messenger RNA from Cavia porcellus (domestic guinea pig), 2556 nucleotides. RefSeq names its product death domain associated protein (gene Daxx). Bases 192 to 2384 code for a protein of 730 amino acids. The transcript has 8 exons. Lineage: Eukaryota; Metazoa; Chordata; Mammalia; Rodentia; Caviidae. The record is from RefSeq and is a predicted model, not a curated record. Gene Ontology annotation, cellular component: nucleus; PML body. Gene Ontology annotation, molecular function: transcription coactivator activity; nuclear androgen receptor binding; transcription corepressor activity. Gene Ontology annotation, biological process: negative regulation of DNA-templated transcription; regulation of apoptotic process; nucleosome assembly.
CAGUGGGAGGGGGAAGGAAGGCGGAAGGCACCAUGCGAGGUUCUAAGCUCUCCAGUGAGCGUCGACUCGAGAGACCGUUUCUGAGGUGGGGGCCGGACUGUGAGGGGAGCGAAGACGAGGGCAGGGAUAUAAGGGAGAGCAGGAAUCCUGAAACCCCCAACACUUCCUCCCUCUGGAGGAUUUGAUCCCCCAUGGCCACCGCCAGCAGCAUCAUUGUGCUGGAUGAUGAUGACGAAGAUGAAGCAGCCGCUCAGCCAGGGCCCUCCUCCCAUCCUCCCCCCAAUCCGACCUCACCCCGGGUGGAAACCCCUGGCUCCUCUGAGCCCCCUGGGGCUGGAGCAAGCUCUAGUUCGGGCGGCAAGAAAUGCUACAAGUCGGAGAAUGAGAAGCUAUUUGAAGAGUUCUUUGAACUGUGUAAGAUGCAGACAUCUGACCACCCCGAGGUGGUCCCAUUCCUCUCUAAACUGCAACAGAGAGCCCAUCCUGUGUUUCUGGCCUCCGUGGAGUUCUGCAACAUCCUCUCUCGGGUCCUGUCUCGGGCCCGAGGCCGGCCAUCUAAGCUUUAUGUGUACAUCAAUGAGCUCUGUACUGUUCUCAAGGCCCACUCAGCCAAGAAGAAGCUGAACCUGGCCCCUGCUGCUACUGCGUCUGGUGAGCCAUCUGGGGGUAGCGCACCUGCUGACCCCUCCUCAGGUCCUGCCAGCACAGGAACUGCUGCCUCUGAGGCUCCAAGGACCCGUGGUUCCCAGCGGCAGAUCCAGCGCCUAGAGCAGCUCCUGGCACUCUAUGUGGCAGAGAUCCGGCGGCUGCAGGAAAAGGAGUUGGAUCUCUCAGAAUUGGAUGACCCAGACUCCACGUAUCUGCAGGAGGCCCGGCUGAAGCGGAAGCUGAUCCGCCUGUUCAGCCGCCUAUGCGAGCUCAAGGAAUGCUCUUCACUGACUGGACGAGUCAUAGAGCAGCGCAUCCCCUACCGCGGAACCCGCUACCCUGAAGUUAACAGGCGCAUUGAGCGGCUCAUCAACAAGCCUGGGCCUGACACCUUCCCCGACUAUGGCGAUGUGCUGCGGGCCGUGGAGAAGGCAGCUACCCGGCACAACCUCGGCCUCUCCCGACAGCAGCUCCAGCUCAUGGCUCAGGAUGCCUUUCGAGAUGUGGGCAUCAGGUUACAGGAGCGACGCCAUCUUGAUCUCAUCUACAACUUCGGCUGCCACCUCACAGAUGACUAUAGGCCAGGCAUUGACCCGGCACUGUCAGAUCCUGCGUUAGCCCGGCGCCUCCAGGAAAAUCGGAGUUUGGCCAUGAGCCGGCUGGAUGAAGUCAUCUCCAAAUAUGCAGUGAUGCAAGACAAAAGUGAGGAGAGGGAGAGACAGAAAAGAAGGGCCCGGGUCUCCCAAGGCCCUUCCCACUCCCCCAAAGCCUCCUUGGAUUCUGGUGAGGGCCCCAGUGGGAUGCCAUCCCAGGAGUGCCCGACUACCUCCAAGGCUGAGACCGAUGAUGAUGAGGAGGACGAGGAGAGUGAUGAAGAGGAAGAGGAAGAUGCCACUGAUUCCGAAGACAAGGAGGAUCUAGAACAGCUGCAGGAAGGUCAAGGGGACGAAGAAGAAAACGAGGAGAGUACAGCUAAGGAUGGAGGCAAGAGCCCCAACUCCCCAGCACAGGUCUCCUUUGAAAAGAACCCAGAAGCUGUCAGAAUCAGCAGGGCUUCAGGGGAGCCACCAAAUGAAAGACUCUCAGUGUCACCAGCCUCGGCAUCGGAGGAACCCCUGGCCCACUCGAGCGUAGAUGCUGAGAGCAACGGAGAGCAGUUAGAAGAGCCGCCCCUGGAGGAACAGAGCCCCCUGUCUCAGCUUUUCGAGCUGGAGAUCGAGGCCUUCCCCAUGGACACCAGCCCUUCUCCAGAGGAAAGCAACGUUUCCUCUUCUCUGAAGCAGCUGGAAAAUCCUCUUCCCAUGGUCCUGGAGAAUGGGGCAGCCACGGUCACCUCCACGUCCUUCAAUGGAGGCACUUCGCCUCACACAUGGAUGGAUUCCAGUCCCCCCUGCAAGAAGUCUCGGAGGGGUGAGGAGGAGGAACAGCAGACUGAGGCGGGACAGUUAAGAAACAGCCUUUUGGAAAGGCAAAGGCUAGUGCCCAGGAACAACGACAAGAAGAUCCACCAGCUGCCCAGCCCGCAGUCCCCGCAGGCAUCCAUGGCCCCAGUUGCUGAUUCCUCCACCAGGGUGGACUCUCCCAGCCAUGGGCUGGUGACCAGCUCCCUCUGCAGCCCUGUUCCAGCUUCAUUGUCCCAUAUCCCCCAGCGUCCUCCCCGAUCCAGCACCUACAAGACGAGUGUGGCCACGCAGUGCGACCCAGAGGAGAUCAUCGUGCUGUCAGACUCCGAUUAGCAGCCUCCUCCACUUCCUGUUUCUGAAAUGCAUUUGGAGGACAGUGGGAAGCCAACAGCUCCGGAAGGGAUGGACUGAGCUAAUCCUUCUUGGUGGUGUUUCUUUUAAAAUUCCAGAAACUUUAAGUUUUGCAGAGAAACAUAAAAACAAUAAAAUUCUUUUCUUAAUUGUA